AUGGCGAACUUUAACAUGAACACUAUGACCUCAUACUCUCAUUUGCUUGAUUCAUCUACUAAAAUUCCGAUGUUGAUUCCGGAAUAUUAUGAUCAAUGGGCUGACAAAAUGGAAUAUUAUCUGAAUGGGAUUGAUGAGGAGCUCUGGAACUAUAUCAAUGGACCAGUUGUACAUCCUACGAAUGUUCAAACAUUAGGAGCCUCUGGAACUUCAGAUCAAGUCACUAAUCAAGGUGAUCAUAUGAAAAAGAAUGAGAAGAGAUGUAUGCGAGAGCUGAGAGGUGCAUUGCCACAUGUGGUUUACAACUACAUUUGUGGCUGUAAAACAGCAAAAGAAGUAUGGAUAACAUUGAAAGAAAAAUACCAAGGUAGUGAAAAGACAAAGAUCAAUUUUGUUAAACAAUGUCUUGUUGAGCUUAAGGAGUUCAGCCAGAAGGAUGCUGAGACGAUUGAAAAUUAUUAUGAUCGUCUGAAUGAACUCAUUUAUCGAUGCAGCAGAUAUGGAAUCACAAGGUCUCCUAUGGAAUUCAAUCUUACAUUUAUCAUGGGCCUUCGCAAAGAAUGGCGAAGUGUGAGCAUGAUGAUAAAGAAUCAUCAGAGCUUUGAUACUUCGAGUCUGAAUGAUUUAUACAAUCAACUGAAAACACAUGAAAACAAAGUGGCUGAAAUGUUAGAAGAGUCGAAACAAAGUUUAGGUGGACCACUGGCGUUGGUGUCAAAAAUGAAUGAAGUUGUGUCUGUUGAAAAUGAAGGCACGGAUGAUGAGGGGUUCCUGAUGAAUUCUAAUAAUGAGGCAGUUGCAUUUUACUCAAACAACAGAGUAAAGAAAUUUUUUAAGAAGCCAUUCAAACCAAAAGGUAUGCAAGGAGAUGCGAAGAGUGGUUUUGAGAAAGCUAGAGUAAAGGAUGGAGGUAAGGAGAAGAAGAAGUAUGAGAAGUAUGAAAAGGUGGAUGAAAAUGUGAAGGAAUCAAAGACAGAGAAAAAGCUGAAAGGUGACUCAGGAGUCAAUUGUCAUUACUGUAAUGGAGCUAACCACUUCGCAACUGACUGCAUGUUAAGGAAGAAGGAUGAAAAGAAAUCCAAAGUCAAAGACGAAGCUUACUAUGCUGAAAAGCUUGAGGAAGUUCGUGCAAAAGCAAAAGGGUUAUCUUUGGUUGCUAAGGGAGAGAUAGACGAAGAUGAAAGUGGAACCUACCAAAUCUGA
Messenger RNA from Lactuca sativa (garden lettuce), 1203 nucleotides. The record is from RefSeq and is a predicted model, not a curated record. NCBI's taxonomy places the organism in Eukaryota, Viridiplantae, Streptophyta, Magnoliopsida, Asterales, Asteraceae.